AUGGCCGACAUGGAGAAGCCGGUGUGUGGAAGUGAGGCAGAUGGCGCCGUGUAUGAUUUCCCUCUGCACGUGGCUGCAGUCUUCAUUGUCUUCUUCGCCUCGAUCGGUGGUUGCGGCUUUCCAGUCGUAGCUAAAAAGGUCAAGUGGAUGAAGAUCCCACCGAAGAUUUUCUUCUUCUGCAAGCAUUUCGGUACUGGUGUCCUCAUCGCCACUGCUUUCGUCCAUCUUCUCCCAACUGCCUUCGCAUCUCUCAAUGACCCUUGCCUACCGGAACUCUUCACCGACAAAUACCCUGCCAUGCCCGGUGUCAUCAUGAUGGCUUCUUUGUUCGCUCUCUUCGUAGUUGAAAUGUGGCUCAACGCAAAGACCGGAGGUCACACCCACGGUGGAUCAACUGGCGAGGAGUUUCAAUGGCCACGCACUCACCUGCAGGCGUCCAGGCCGCAUUCAACAACUCCCAUCCGCCGUGUCGAGAGCUACGACUCCCAGAAGACAAUGAUGGCUCAGCGCGACGAGAAGCGAGGAUGGCAAGAGGCGACUUACCCAGUGGAAAAUUUCCCCUUCCCUACGACCAAGAACGUAGGUUCAGAAGAGCUAGAGGCACAGUCCGAAAUGCCGCCGUGGUUCAUCGUUUUCUACGAACAAUACGUCCGCCAGCGUGACGAGAUGCUCAGCAUGCUCAACCGUCAGAUGCCAGCUCUUCCAAACUACCAGCAGCAGUCAGCGCCCCAAGAGACCAGCAAUGUUUCGUACUUCGAUGAUGAUGUUGAGAAGGCUGUCGAUCCCAUGGUACUUAAGAAGCAGUCUAUGCAAAUCACGCUUAUCGAAGGUGGUAUCCUCUUCCACUCCGUCUUCGUCGGCAUGACCAUCUCCAUCACCGCGGAAGGUUUCAUCGUUCUCCUGAUUGCCAUCGUCUUUCAUCAGAUGUUCGAGGGUCUCGGUCUCGGAUCUCGUAUUGCUGCUGUGCCUUACCCAUCAAACAGCUGGAAGCCAUGGGUUCUUGUCGUUGCUUUCGGUACCACGGCUCCCAUCGGUCAGGCCAUCGGACUCCUUACCCGUGGCUCCUACGAUCCCAACUCUGCCUUCGGUCUGAUCAUCGUUGGUGUGUUCAACGCCAUUUCUUCCGGUCUGCUCAUUUACGCUGCUCUUGUUGACCUUCUGGCCGAGGAUUUCCUGUCCGAGGAGGCUCAGCACACUUUGAAGGGCAAGGACAGGACCAUGGCCUUUAUCUACGUCCUCCUUGGAGCUGCCGGUAUGGCAGCUGUGGGCGCGUUUGCUUAG
This is a messenger RNA of Parastagonospora nodorum SN15, 1281 nucleotides long. RefSeq lists its product as hypothetical. NCBI's taxonomy places the organism in Eukaryota, Fungi, Ascomycota, Dothideomycetes, Pleosporales, Phaeosphaeriaceae. Gene Ontology annotation, cellular component: plasma membrane. Gene Ontology annotation, biological process: zinc ion transmembrane transport. The coding region runs from base 1 to 1281 and encodes 426 amino acids. Gene Ontology annotation, molecular function: zinc ion transmembrane transporter activity. The transcript has 3 exons. The record is from RefSeq and is a predicted model, not a curated record.